This is a messenger RNA of Odocoileus virginianus texanus, 2660 nucleotides long. RefSeq names its product spermatogenesis associated 18 (gene SPATA18). Gene Ontology annotation, cellular component: mitochondrial outer membrane. The record is from RefSeq and is a predicted model, not a curated record. NCBI's taxonomy places the organism in Eukaryota, Metazoa, Chordata, Mammalia, Artiodactyla, Cervidae. Gene Ontology annotation, biological process: mitophagy by internal vacuole formation; mitochondrial protein catabolic process.
GGGCAGCGAAUGAGGCGCGGCGGCUGUGGCCCAGGUCGCCUCCCCCCGGCUUCUCGAACCCUGCCCAGUCCGACCCGAGGGGGGAGGAUGGAAACACCAGCCGCGCUCUGAGCUCCUCAGGAAGAGAACACCUUUCCCGCCACCUCACCCCGCGGUCCACGAGUCCACCUCCCAGAGCGGGCCGAGCGGAAGAGCGAGCGAUGGCAGACAACCUGAGGAGACUGGUCUCCAACGAAGCUUUGCGGUCUUUGCAGGACAAGCUACAGUCCUGGCUGAGGGAGUACAACGCGAACUCAUGUGAUCAAAAUCUCAAUCACUGCCUCGAACUCAUUGAGCAAGUUGCCAAAGUGCAGGGGCAACUCUUUGGGAUCCUCACUGUAGCAGCCCAAGAAGGAGGACAUUAUGAUGGCGUGGAAACAAUCAAAUCGCGCCUUUUGCCUUGGCUGGAGGCCUCCUUCACAGCUGCUUCCCUGGGAAAACCUGUGGACAGCAAGGUCCCUUCUCUACAGGAUACAUUCGAUAAGGACAGACAUAAAGAGCCUGGUAUUUGGGACAUACAACCUUUAGAUGCUGAUUUGAGUGCAACUCGUAAUCAACUCAACCAGGUUCAAGACGAUAUGGCUGAGACUGAAAAGACUCUUGAAGAACCCAAGAACAGAUCUGCCAUAUCCCUUUUGGCUGCAGAAGAGGAAAUAAAUCAGCUGAAAAAGCAGCUUAAAUCUCUUCAAGCCCAGGAAGAAUCCCGCCACAGAAACUCAGAUCGAAGGAGAUCAGAGAAGCGGGGCUCCGAGCGGAGGAGAGUGGAGCUGCGGGGCUCGGAGCAGUGGGUCUCUGACAAGCGGAGCGCAGACAAGCGGAACGCAGAAGCCGUGUGCGAUUAUGAGAAACAGCUCCGAACGCUGAAGGACGAGAUAGCUGUUCUGUCUGCUGAAAAAUCUGUACUCCAAGGAAGGUCCGCCAGGAGCCGGUCUCCCAGCCCUGCCCCUUGCAGCCGCAGUCACAGCCGCAGCCACAGCCGCAGUCACAGCCACAGCCGCAGUCACAGCCACAGCCGCAGUCACAGCCGAAGCAGAUCGGCCAGCCCCUCCUCUGCCAAGGCCAGGACCCCGUCCCCGAAUCGCGCCAAACUGUCCAGCGUGGCGCGCAAAGCCGCCCUGCUCUCCCGGUUCAGCGAUGCCUACUCCCAGGGCCGCCUGGAUGCGCAGUGCCUGCUGCGGCGCUGUAUCGACAAGGCCGAGACGGUGCAGCGCAUCAUCUACAUCGCGACCGUGGAGGCGUUCCAUGUGGCCAAAAUGGCAUUCAGACACUUCAAGAUCCGCGUGAGGAAAUCACUGACACCGUCUUGCGCAGGGUCAAAUGACUUUGAGGAUGCUGUCUCGGAUUAUAUCAUCUGUCAUCUUGAUCUAUAUGAUUCCCAAAGCAGUGUUAAUGAUGUGAUCCGAGCCAUGAAUGUCAAUCCCAAGAUUUCAUUCCCUCCUGAAGUUGACUUUUGCCUCCUCAGUAACUUCAUCCAGGAGAUAUGUUGCAUUGCCUUUGCAAUGCAGACUUUAGAACCACCCCUAGAUAUUGCAUUUGGGGCCGAUGGAGAAAUUUUCAAUGAUUGCAGGUACCGUCGAAGCUAUGACUCCGAUUUCACGGCCCCCUUGGUCUUCUAUCACGUGUGGCCUGCUCUCAUGGAGAAUGACUGUGUCGUCAUGAAGGGAGAAGCUGUCACCAAGAGAGGGGCUUUUUGGAAUUCAGUACGACCUAUAAGUCGAUGUCGAAGCAGGAGUUUGAGCCCCAUCUGCCCUCGUUCCCGUAUUGGUUUAGGCAUGAUAUCUCGAAGCCGGAGUCCUUCUCCGAUAAGAUGUGGAUUGCCAAGGUUUUAAAACCACCAGCCACGUUCCUCUGCCCAGGACACCUACAAUGGCCAGCUUACCCAGUGCUUCCGCCUUCCUGCUGUGUUGCCUCAGACCUCACCUAAGCUAAUGUGACAAGGCAAUUCUGUGUAUCACUUCACACAGAGAGUUAAAUGUUUUGGCUUAGUGCAUUUGUAACUGCAGAUAUAUUGCAUUUUAUUUUAUUUUUAUAGAUACAGAUUCCAUUAAUUUGAUAAAAACUAUUGCCUAGGUGUUUAGGAUCAUAUUCAUUUGAAGCAAAGUCCAUUAUACAGGUUCAGGAUUCUCAACCUGAAACACGAGGCUCUUUUAUAACAGCUAAAGUGGAAAACUUUUACUGUGCUAUGUCCAAAAGACAAGAAAAGUCAUUUCAAUUUGCAGACUGAUCAUAAAUAUUAUAAUUGGUGGUUUUAGAUUUAGCUGGAAAACAAUCUGGGCUGUUUUUAUUUUCUUUGGGGACUUGGAAGACAGCCCCAGUCUCAAGUUGGGGAACUUAUAGCAUAACAGGGACUUCAGGCUACAUGUACAUGAUGAUGACUUAGGAAAAUAUAGUUCAUUGGUUGGCUUCUCUUUUCCUACUUUCAAGUGCCUGGUUUGGUUUAGUUGAGCACUGUUGGUUGAAGCUACUUACUUGAGAGAGUUCUCUUGCUUCAUAAAUGUGGAGUGGUGAUUUGGGUAGAAGUUAACUUGGAGACUAUAUGUUAGUUACCUUGUGUUUAUCUCCUGGGAAUGUUUCUGAAUGAACUUUUAAUGUACAUGUUAAAUAAAAAAGCUACAUCCUGA